CAACUACCUCCGAUCUCCCCCACUUCAGAUUUCGCUUUUAUCUGCAUUUUCUCUCCAUCUCUCGCCCAUCUCUCAAGUUCUACUCCUCUGCAAUUUCUUUUUGAAUUAAGGGAGGCUCCUCUCAGACUCUGCUUCAACCAGUAAGCUAGUAAUUGUAAAAUAUUUACAUUUUCAUAACCUGUUCAUCUUUUUUUUUUUUUUUUAAAUUGUUGGAUUUUGCAUCUGGGUCUGUUUUCCUUGAGAUUUGAAGGAUGUACAUUUGGUUUCUCCAUUAUUUCUAUAAUGGGUUAUCAAUGGGAUCGAACGGUUUUCCUCUAACUUCUCAAUUUUGAGUGCUCGGAUUGAGUUAGUGUUUGUCUCCUUGAGCUUUUAAGUUACAGUAAUGGUGUUUUUGUUGUACUUUGAUACGAUUGUGAUUCAUAGGGGUUAAUGUUGGUUUCAGUUUGAACUGAUUUGUGUAUGAUAAUAGCUGGGGUGGUUGUUCUUGGAUUGAUCUACACUGGCUUCGAGUUUGUUCAUUAUGUAAUGUGUAUCAUUGGGGAUGUUUGAAUUAGUGUUCAUUUUAGUAUGGAAAGUGUGUUUGUUGAGUCUUGGCAUGAUGGUUGAUUGAGAUAAUGACUACUUUCAAUAGGAGUAAAUCAUUCAACCAGAAGGCUUUGGGCGUUGGGAGCCCAAGAUCUUUGAGUUUUGGAACCUCAAGAAUAAAUCGAUCAAGCUCAGUAUCUCACUGUUUGAGGGUGCUUGUUGUUAUUGGCUCUUUGUUUUCAUUUUUCAUAGCCAUUGGGGGUGGUUACAUUUAUGUGCUUCCAAGUUUCACUCAAGCCUUUCAUGGUUAUGGGAUAUCUAAAUCCAAUGAUUCAAUAGGAGAUUGCAAUGUUUUUGAUGGAAAUUGGAUUGUAGAUAAUAGUUAUCCUUUAUAUAAUGCUUCAGAAUGCCCUUUUGUAGAACAAGGAUUCAAUUGCUUGGGAAAUGGAAGGAAGGAUGAAGAUUAUCUUAAAUGGAGGUGGAAACCCAAGAACUGUGAUAUUCCAAGGUUCAAUAUAUAUUAUAUAUUGACAUUGUUUCAAAAUAAAAGGAUUGUCUUUGUUGGUGAUUCUAUGAGUAGAUCACAGUGGGAAUCAUUAAUAUGUUUGCUUAUGACUGGUGUAGAGGAUAAGAAGAGCGUUUAUGAGGUCAACAGGAAUAAGAUAACAAAACGGAUUAGAUAUUUAAGUGCUCGGUUCAACUCAUUUAAUUUCACAAUUGAGUUCUUUCGAUCGGUAUUCUUGGUGCAACAUGCUUGGAUGCCUAGACAUGCACCAAAGCGGGUUAGAUCAACACUUAGAUUGGACAAGAUGGAUGAUAUUAGUAGUGAGUGGGUUAAUUCAGAUGUUCUCAUAUUCAACACGGGACAUUGGUGGGUGCCAGGGAAGCUUUUUGAAACGGGCUGCUAUUUCCAGGUUGGGAAUGCGUUGAAGCUUGGAAUGUCGAUUCCUGCUGCCUUCAGAAUGGCACUGGACACUUGGGCAUUAUGGGUACAGAAUACAAUUGACACAAAUAGAACACGUGUCUUCUUUAGGACUUUCGAGCCAUCUCACUGGAGUGAUCAAACCCAUAGGUUUUGCAAUGUGACUAGGCACCCAAUGUCAGAAACUGAAGGGACGGACAGAAGCCUAUUUUCAGAUGCCACCUGGGAGGUGGUAAAAAAAAUGACGGUUCCUGUAACCAUACUUCAUAUUACCGCCAUGUCAGCUUUCAGGAGUGAUGCACAUGUUGGCAAGUGGAAUGACAACUUAUCUAUAGCUGAUUGUAGCCACUGGUGUUUACCUGGAGUACCUGAUAUGUGGAAUGAAAUUUUACUCUAUUUCUUGCUAUAUCAACCAUAGAUUCUCUCUCCAAUGAUGAUUUUCUCUCAUCGUUGCAGAUUCAAAAACACAUACAAAUCUGAUUACUUAUUGAUACCUGCUCAAGAAACUACCAGCCUCGGAUCUGUAAGCAGUGCUUGUCUCAAUUGCAAAUCCAGAACAAUGGAGCAUCUGGUUUGGAUUUCUAUUUCAAUUAUCCCUUGGUAUCAUAGGCAGUUGCUGGAAGUAUCCUUCAAAAGUUGAGUUUGCAUGGGUUUUGAGGGAAGAUAUAGAGUUAGAUGGAAGAUGCAGUUUUUAUAACAGAUAUCCAUUUUUUUCAUUCUUUUUGUUCAUUAUGUGUGAAAGUCUUGUCUUAAAUAUGUAACAAUUUUGUCCACUUAUUCUUUUGUUAAAAAUUUUGGUGAAGAUGAUACUACAUUUGAUUAUGAUAAAAAGAAAAAGGGAGAAAAUGGAACAGAAAUUGAGUAUCAUGCUUUGCUGUUUUCUACUUUUGUACUAUUGCUUAGGAACAUAUUCAGUAGCAGCUCCUGUUUGCAUGGGAAACACGAUGGGGAAAAUAUGUGAAAUGUUACAUAUCAUGGAAUAUUUUUUUGGAAA
Hevea brasiliensis (rubber tree) is the source of this 2441-nucleotide messenger RNA. RefSeq names its product protein trichome berefringence-like 7. The record is from RefSeq and is a predicted model, not a curated record. Gene Ontology annotation, molecular function: O-acetyltransferase activity. Gene Ontology annotation, cellular component: Golgi apparatus. Lineage: Eukaryota; Viridiplantae; Streptophyta; Magnoliopsida; Malpighiales; Euphorbiaceae. The transcript has 4 exons. Bases 615 to 1865 code for a protein of 416 amino acids.